Molecule: messenger RNA, 2067 nt
Organism: Ustilaginoidea virens
Lineage: Eukaryota; Fungi; Ascomycota; Sordariomycetes; Hypocreales; Clavicipitaceae
Exons: 2
Coding region: 1-2067 (688 amino acids)
Biological process (GO): DNA-templated transcription; regulation of DNA-templated transcription
Molecular function (GO): DNA binding; zinc ion binding; DNA-binding transcription factor activity, RNA polymerase II-specific
Source: RefSeq, a predicted model, not a curated record
AUGACGCAGGCAGUUAAGAGGGCCUGCGACGCUUGCCAUCGCCGCAAGGUCAAGUGCGACGGCAUCAAUCCGUGCCGCAACUGCGCCUCAGCUCAGCUGUCGUGCACCUACAAUGCGAUUCCCCAGAAGAAAGGCCCCAAGGGCUCGAGAGCCAAGGUCAUCAGCGAACUCCGCGAGACCCAACGACAGACGAGUUUGUCGGCCAAGGUCCAGAACCGGAUAAACGGCGUCGCUUGCCCAGUCACACCUCCAUCACUGGCCCCUACCCCCGGCCUCCUCACCUGCGACCUCGUCAAAGACUGCGCUCAGUUCUUCUUCGACAACUUGCAUCCUCAAGCGCCUGUUCUCGACCGGCGACAGGUCGAGCAGCAGGUGCUGUACAUGGAGCAGAAUCGGGAUGCCUACUGUCUGAUGACCUCCCUCUGCGCCUUCAUCAUGCUCCAGCCUGGCAUGUCCAUGCCUGCUGGCGACCCCUACAACCUCGACAUGAUUCCUGGCGCCAACAUUGUCUCGAGCCAGCUUCUUUUGGAAGAGUGCCUCAGGGUUCGCAAGGGCUACGAGUAUCUGGACGCAAUCACCCUCAACGCUCUGGCAACCAAUUUUUUCCUCUUUGCCUGCUUUGCCGGCCAAGAGAUGCAUGACAAGGCUUGGUACUACCUUCGCGAGGCAGCCACAAUGAUUCACAUGGCAGGCAUGGAUAAGGAGGAGCAUUACAUGCAAUUCGAUGCCUCGGAAGCUUCGCGACGACGACGCCUCUACUGGCUCAUUUUGUCGGCCGAGCGCGGCUAUGCCCUCCAACGCCGACGCCCCAUUUCCUUGCAGGCCACCAUCAACCUGCCAACUCUUGGUGACGACACAACCGACCCUGAAGCUCACCGGCUCGACAGCUUCGUCAUGCUUGUCAACAUGUUCCGACCUUUCAAUGCCGCUGUCACGGAUGCGUGGAACAAGACCCGAGGUCACUUCACAACCCAAUACGUAAAUGGCUUGCAGAAGCAGCUCAAUGACGUGGCCCAAUCCUACGCUUGCCAAGACUCGAAUUUCACCGACCUGCACAGCGCCCAACAGUGGCUGAAGAACACUGUCUGGCAGCUGACUAGCGGUGUAGCAGCGAAUGGGAACAACGAGGACUCGACAGGGUUCACCUCCUACCCCAUGAAUUUGUCAAGAGAACUGUUGGUCAGCAUGGCUUCGCAAUUCCCUGUCCAAGUUGUUGAUCUUCUCGGCGCUGGCUUGAUUGUAAAGGUUUUGGAACUUUGUUCGUCGUUGACCGAGUAUCUCGCCAUGCAACCCCCAUCCCGAGACCCAUUCACCAUCGGCCCUCGCGAGCAUCUUAAUCAAAUCAUCACCAUGGUGGCCAUCUGCAGGAACGGCGACUACCGUUUCAUGCCCUUGCUCAUGUACAAGAUUGGAGAAGUUUUACCUCGCAUGACGAAUCCGAUGCUUCAAAACGCACCCGACAAUGUCAAUCUCGCCAACAUGGACAUAUUCGACGGUUUCGGCAAUGCUGGCAUGGCGCAGCCCCCCAACCAGAUGCACAUGCCAAUCGAGACGGACUACGACCGCAAGUUUUCCGUGGAAGAAUACGACAAGAGUUAUGCCAUGGACAUGAAUGGCAACACACCCGAAUCCGCGCCGCUCUCCAAUCAUUCCAACAGCUCGCCCUCGAUUGGCCAGCAAGGGUCCGCAGAUAUGGGUGGCUCCUUCGUCAGCUCGCCGGGCCUCUUGUCGCCGGGAAUGGAGCUUCCCCAUCAUAUCAACGGUUUCAUGCCCGACAUGGUGAUGAGUUCGAUUGGCAACGCGGGGCCUCCAACUACGGCGUCGCCAGGUCAGCACAUGGGCCAUGAUGGCAUCUCGCAACGAAUGGAUGCGAUGGGAGCAGCACAAGGCAUGCGUCCUCAAGGGUUGAAUCCGAUGAAUUCCAUGGGAGGAAUGGAGCCAGUAUCGCAAAGGCAAGGCAGCUUUCAUUUACAAAACCGACAACUGGGCGGUUUUCAGACGUUGCAGGGAACGAGUGCAGACACGAGCAGAUCAAUGGUUGGUGUGACUGGCAUGGGCACGUACUAA